UAAAACUCGUUCCAAUAAUUCAGUUCAGUUUCACUCGGUAUAUCUUGUCGAAUGCACGUACACGUACAAACUUCACCGAAACGACGAUGAGGGGUUUUACAGUGCUGUCAAGUGAAACGGCGACAUUUUGAGCAAGUGAUUUUUCGGGUACGAUUUUGUCCAAGGUUCAAGAACCGAAAAUACAGUUAGAACGUGGUGAUAGAAUGCGGUCGUUGGAAGUGUCGACUCCUUGGCAGGAGGAGGAGGAUGUGGAGGUGGAGGACAUCGAGCUGGAGAAGCACGCGAUGAACGGGAGAGACGAUCUGACCGAGUCGAGUAGUGACGAAGCAACGGGAAGAAAGCGAAGAAAGCAUGGAGGGAGUGCUUCGAGUGGAAGUGCGUCGAGCGGGACGACGACGAGGAGGAGGAAGUCGUGCAUCAGUGCGCGAGAGAGAAAUUUAAGAAGACUGGAGAGCAAUGAGAGGGAAAGAAUGAGGAUGCAUUCACUCAACGAUGCGUUCGAGCAAUUAAGAGAAGUCAUCCCGCAUAUAAAAAUGGAGCGCAAACUAUCCAAAAUCGAGACUUUAACCUUAGCCAAAAACUACAUAAUGGCCCUAACGAACGUGAUAUGCGAGAUGCGAGGCGAGGAGAAACACUACACAUUUCAAGACGUGGAGGACGAGGAGGUGGAGCUGGAGACGACAGAAGAGCCAAACCGGGAGCAGAACAACAACUCAAUGUUUCAGCAAAACCUCGAAAACCACCAAGAGAACGCGAUGGCCUACGUUGGGUGGUUGUAAUUUUCUUGAUAAAGCUAAUGUGAUUUAAUGUGCUUCCGUGUUGUGUCCGUGUAUAGAUAGUGAUAAGUAUAGUGCAUCUAGAGACGUAAAAGACACUUAUUUUUAAACAAGUAUAGAUUGUGUUUAAAUUAUUUUAUAUGAAAUGACAUAACUACCUUGACUUGUUAUAUUAGAGUACCUAGAUAUGUAAGAUAAAGUGUCGUUUUGUUUGGUUUUUGACGUAAUAUGGAAGCUGCGAACCGGCGAGCUUGCAGCUUCCAUACCGGGAAAUGACACGAACAAAGUUACCUAAACCGAGGUUGGAACCUCAAAAUACUCUAAGUUAUGCUCAAGAAUGUCAGUGCGAAUUGUUCACCGACUGUCAUCAUAGUUUCGCUUCUCAAAAGUGAGCAGUUCGUACGGAAGGAAGCGAUUGGAAGUUCCAAAUGCAAAUGUGAUAUUGUAGAAAACUUGCACAAGUUUUUGUUAGAACAUAUAAACAUAUAUUUUAUGACGUGUAUUAAGUGUAUUCUUGGACAAAAUAUUACACUUCGUGAGAGAUAUACAUUCCAAUAUCAAAUAAAAUGUCAGGAAUCUUA
This is a messenger RNA of Tribolium castaneum (red flour beetle), 1357 nucleotides long. Its product is annotated as class A basic helix-loop-helix protein 15. Gene Ontology annotation, biological process: positive regulation of transcription by RNA polymerase II; axon development; sensory organ development. Lineage: Eukaryota; Metazoa; Arthropoda; Insecta; Coleoptera; Tenebrionidae. Bases 204 to 779 code for a protein of 191 amino acids. The transcript is spliced from 6 exons. Gene Ontology annotation, molecular function: protein dimerization activity; E-box binding; DNA-binding transcription factor activity, RNA polymerase II-specific. Gene Ontology annotation, cellular component: nucleus. The record is from RefSeq and is a predicted model, not a curated record.